AUGCCUCUCCUGCCUUCUGUUGCCGUUGGCUUCCAGCACGUGUGGAGCGAGAGCGAGGACUGCUUGCCUUUCCUGCAGCUCGCGCAGGACUACAUCUCUUCCUGCGGGAAGAAGACCCUCCAUGAAGUGCUGGAAAAAGUCUUCAAAUCCUUCAGACCUUUACUUGGGCUUCCAGAUGUUGAUGAUGAUGCAUUUGAAGAAUACAACGCAGAUGUGGAAGAAGAGGAGCCAGAAGCCGAUCACCAACAAAUGGGUGUCAGUCAGCAGUAAUUUUCCGAGAAGCUAAAAAAAUUGGAACCCCUUGGUACCAGGUGGGGUCACGUGGUCCCACGUUAGCCUAUUUGAAUUAGCACAUCAUGCUGGGAUAUCGGGCUCCCAGGGUAAAAGUCUUAACAACGGUU
Messenger RNA from Tinamus guttatus (white-throated tinamou), 401 nucleotides. Lineage: Eukaryota; Metazoa; Chordata; Aves; Tinamiformes; Tinamidae. The record is from RefSeq and is a predicted model, not a curated record.